Messenger RNA from Spirodela intermedia, 2855 nucleotides. The record is from the annotation of a GenBank genome assembly. NCBI's taxonomy places the organism in Eukaryota, Viridiplantae, Streptophyta, Magnoliopsida, Alismatales, Araceae.
AUGGGGGGAAGGUUGGAAGCUCUCUCCGGCGAAGUUCGUCGGCGGAGGGGCGGCGAGGUGGCGGAGCGAGCGUCCGGCGGCGGAGGUGAUUGUUCUUCCUGCUUGAUCGUUGCUCUGUUUGGAAAUUUUUCGGUCUGGUGGGGGAUGGUGGACGGUCUGUAGAGGAUUUUUCUUUCUUCUUGAUUGGACGAGGUGAGGGUUUUCUUUGGGUUCCAGCUCUUGCAGGAGGUUCUUCUCUCUGCCUUCUUCGCGUGCCUAUUUUUGCCUAUGCUUGGAGCACUGGGAUCUUUAUCUCGGAUUCAUGUUCUCCGGUGCCUAUUUUUUCUUCUUCUCGCUUUCCGUUCUUAUUGUUGUGCCGAUGAUCCCGAUUUCUCCGUUUUUGCUUGCACUUGGAUUAUCAGGUGGAUGCGUUUCUUCGUCUGUCCAGUAUUUGCUUCCGAGUUUCUCGCACUGACAAGAGGAGGGAUCUCUUACAGUAUGGCUCCUUCUUUGAUAAGUAGGCAGGAGCGUUCGUGCUCAUUAGGACUUGAAAUUGAUUUGAUGUCAUUUUUCUGACUGCAUCCUGUUGGUGGUAUUCUGAAUUCACGAGUUUCAUGCAGUGAUGAUGAGAUUCACCUCAGAAUGGGAAAAUCAUCAACAUAACUCGACUAGCAUGAACCUUCGGGUGCAUUCCAUAGAGAUGGAGGCCUAUGGCGCAGUGUUGAGGGCUUUUGUCGCACAAUCAGAUGUCCUAUCCUGGGUAAGUUUUGCCUGUUCUCUGUCCCAUGUUAAUCUUAUUUUAUCAUAAACUACACUUUCUUUGUUUUGAUUUCCUUUGAAUGAGGGUAGAGAACUUUGUAUGGGAGUAUCUUGGUUUCCCGUGAAUUCAGCAUUCAAUAGCUGUUCCAAUUAGUUUUGUGGCACUCGUUGUAGGGUAAAGAGGAACUCAUAUCCGAGCUGAGAAAGGAGCUCAGAGUUUCGGACUUUGAACAUCGAGAGAUCCUGGCAAAAGUCAAUGCAGAUGAAUCAAUCAAAGCCAUAAGGUUGUCACCAUAGUGGGCUCUUUACUUUUUUCCUUGGGUUCCUCAUAGUUUUAGGUUUGUUGAUCAAUUUGACUUAUUUUAAGCAGGGCAUCGCAUAAGGAUGCUGAUUUUCCGCAAGAACCGUUGACUGGUUCUGGUUAUGCCCUGGAAUCUGCAGGGCGUGUUCCUUGCAAAAGGUUGAAGGGCUCCGGUGCUAAUACGUCGUCAUCUCCACGGUACCUGCCCAGUCCUAAGCCUGCAUCACCGGCUGUGCUGUUGCCAACGGUACUUGAGUGACACUUCGAAUAUGCUAACUUUGGGUUGCCUAUGUCCUACUGUUUCACCAGCAUCAGAACUCUCUCCAUGGGUGUAUUAUCUCACCGAGAUGAUGGUUGUUGGCUUCCUAACCCAUGAUUAGCUACAUAUCCUCAUACAAGCAUGUGCAUGGUGGAUUAAUUAUUGGUUCUCUCAAUUUAGAUUCGAAAGCAGUUCGAGAUGAUUUUUGGCAAAAUGUUCUUUUCAUGUUAUUUUGGCGGGCAGGACUUGAUUUAGAAGAUUUUUGAAUGUUAAUUUUCUGUUAAUAUAUAUUUGUUGUUCGUCACAUCAGAUUCUUAUUGUAGAUCCCCCCUCUUGGAAAUUCCUCCACGGCUCCUUAUCUGAUAAGAUGGGUCUUACUAAGUCAAAAGCCAGGCCUUCGUGUGGAGUGGCUGAGCUGUGGCUAAAUGGUUGCUGCAUUGAUGGAUGGUGGAAUCUCCUUGUAAACUGAGGCAGUUCAUUGGAAUGCUCAGUUAGGGCCAAACCUAAGAGGCCUAUCACUGACUUUGUUUUUUAUCUGACCGGAAUAUGUUCGAUGAUUGAAGUUAGUAUCUCACACAAGAUUACAUUCUCUUGAUUGGAUAGCAAUAAUAUUGAUGUUUUGUGUUUUCAAAAAAGCCGUGUUUUUCUUUUUUCCCUUUUUCUUGGAGGAGGGGAGUGGUGGCAGUUGGGUUCUCUUAUGUGUUUUGGACUCCGCCAGAAUAUACCAAGAUCUACCAUGAGUCGUCAUCAAAUCUAUGGAACACUAACAGUUGAUGGAGGGGUAUUUAAUAUUAUUAUUUGACAUAAUUUCUGUUGUUAUAUUCAUGUGUUUCAAUAGUGACACAUUAAUGCUUUGAUGGCUUUUUAUUAGAAGGGUAAUGUGAUGAUCCGUUACAGUUUUUUUACUAUCAUGGUGAUGGUGGUCUACUCUCCUGGUCUCAUUUCAUAUCCUUUGUACUAUCAGGCACACAGGAGACAUGACCAGCGGGAUAAUGGCGCAGCUAGAGUUUAUCCUCAAGUAAAUCCAGGCAGAGAAUUAAAGCCAUCAUCUCAUGAAAAGCAGAGAUCCAGCCUCAGGAAAGGAAGAGGAUCUCUGGCCGCUCAUCCUUUGGAUCAGGGCUCUAUAUAUUUACGGGAAAGCUCAUCAGACCUGGGGCCCGACGUCAUUGAGAUUCAUGCAACAGAGGAGCUCAUCCAUGAGGUUAGCUGAAGAUAUCAACUAUAGUUUAAGAUGCAUGUGAAUGAAUAUGUGCAUUGAUUAGAAGCCUCUGCUCUUCUUGGCCUUGAUUCCUCUUUCAGGUUGAAAGUGUCUGCAGAGGGGAGAACCCUGACCCCCUUCAGGUGGAGAGGGCGAAAUCUAUGCUCAGGGUAAUAUAUGCUUCACCCUCUCCUAUUCCUAUAAAAUUAUGAGAACCAAAACUUUCCCAAAAACUCAUCAUCUUGUUUCAGGAACAUGAGCGAGCCCUCGUCCGAGCAAUUGCCCGGCUUGCUCAAGUGGCUGGCGGUGAUGAGUCAACUAAUCUCCACGUGUCAACAUUUUAUCCGCCAAAAUCUUAG